AUAAGAAGUCGCUCUUAAAAAAAAAAAGCUGAGGUGCUGUACACUAUCACACCAGUUAAACGGACUGAGAGCUGCAGAUAUGCACAGUAAUAAUAGGAACCCUUACCCUCCAGUGUUCACUGUGGAUGCUUCAGGAUGUCUUUCAUACCAGCAACAUCACAGGACUCAUGCUGCAAGAUCUGAGCUGCCCCCGGUGCCCUGCUGGUCAUUUCCUCCUGCCAGAGUUCAAGCCAAGAGAAGGAGUUGUGGAGGCAUGAGCUCUGCUGCAGGAACUCUGCUGGUUAUGGUCCUGCUCACGGUGUUUGCUGCACUGGGACUUGGAGCCUACCAAAUCAUGACUCUGCAGAAAGAGCUAAUGCAGCUUAAACGGGCUGUAAACACAGAAAGUGAAAGCAGUGCACCUCAAAUGCUCGUUGGGCACAAAAUUGAAGACAUCAAGGACAACAAACAUGCACAGGCUGCACAUCUGACUGGAAAAAGCCAGGAGAAAGGCUUAAAGACGCUGAAGUGGGAGUCAAGGCAUGGCCGUGCCUUCACAGACGGUAUUCUGUACAGCAAUGGUGGAUUACUAGUAAAUGAAACAGGCCUCUACUUUGUCUACUCACAUGUGGAGUUCCUUUUUAAUGACUGCAAAUUUAGGGAAUCUCUGUCUCACAUAGUCUACAUAAAGCGAGAAAAUCAACCGUUAACACUUAUGAAAGAUCACAGACAGGGAGUUUGCAGGAUUGGGAGUCAGGAAGUGUGGAUUGCAGGAAGUAACCUUGGCUCUAUGCAACAGCUCCAAAAAGAUGAUUGGGUGUUUGUCAAUGUGUCCCGAACAGACUUGCUCAGUAAUGACCACCAAAGUAAUUAUUUUGGCCUCUUUAAAUUGCCAUAAAAAUUAAAAUCUAGUUAGAAGGAAGGAGAAGUGGGAUGAAUGUAUCUGCAGUAGCUUCUGGUUGAGAAUAGAAUGUUUUCAGUCUGCUUUCUGAACUACAUACAAUUAUUUUUAGUGAAUGUUCCCUAAAGACCUACAAGU
This is a messenger RNA of Trichomycterus rosablanca, 1018 nucleotides long. It is a transcript of the gene faslg, whose product is annotated as Fas ligand (TNF superfamily, member 6). Gene Ontology annotation, cellular component: membrane. Gene Ontology annotation, biological process: immune response; positive regulation of canonical NF-kappaB signal transduction; extrinsic apoptotic signaling pathway via death domain receptors. Gene Ontology annotation, molecular function: tumor necrosis factor receptor binding. The transcript is spliced from 4 exons. Lineage: Eukaryota; Metazoa; Chordata; Actinopteri; Siluriformes; Trichomycteridae. The record is from RefSeq and is a predicted model, not a curated record. The coding region runs from base 80 to 877 and encodes 265 amino acids.